Molecule: messenger RNA, 186 nt
Organism: Yamadazyma jaroonii
Lineage: Eukaryota; Fungi; Ascomycota; Pichiomycetes; Serinales; Debaryomycetaceae
Source: the annotation of a GenBank genome assembly
AUGGAAACAGAAGAAGAGUUCAGUGACUACGAGUCAGAAUACGGCUUAAGUGCUCAAGAACAAUGGGAAGAGAGUAUGAAACAGAUCAAUGGGCUUGUGAAUUGGAUUAUUGUGCCGUUGAUAGGGAAGAUUUUAGGGCGAAGAGUGAGUAAGAUCAUUUGGGCUCGAAUUGCUGGUGGAUUGUAA